UGUACUCUGAACCUUAAACCCACAAUGGAGUCUACAGAAGGGAAUGACUUUGACUAUCAACUGCAGGCAGAGCAGCAAUACGGCAGCAGCAUUGCAGCUCAGCAGCUCACAACAGGGACCACUUAUACAGACCCUCAAGAUGGCACCAUCUACGAGUGGGAUGCACAAAAAAAAGGCUGGUUUCCUAAGAUUGACGACAACUUCCUAGCCUCGUAUCAAGCUAGUUACGGAAUCAACACUGAGAGCACAGCGACCGAAACAAGUGAAAAAGAACAGACUACCACCUCUGAGGAAGCCCCUCCCCCUGCUACUGCCGACCCCUCACUGACACCUGGGACCAGUACUGACCAAUCAAGUCUGGAGGAACCCGGUCAGAAGAAGAAGAAACCAAAUGAAAAGGAAACCCCGAGUUGGUUUGAGAUUGAUGAGCAACGCAACUCCAAUGUCUAUGUCUCCGGACUACCCACUGACAUCACAGAAGAGGAGUUUGCCAAGCUCAUGUCCAAGUACGGUAUCGUCAUGGAGACCGAGGAAGGCACUCCCAAGCUGAAGCUUUACAGGGAUAAAGAUGGCCACCUGAAGGGAGACGCGCUCUGCUGCUAUCUCAAGGUUGAGUCGGUGAAGCUGGCUAUUCAGUUGCUUAACGACAGUAUGUACAGAGAUCAUAAGAUCAGGGUGGAUAAGGCUCAGUUUCAAAUGAAGGGUACCUAUGAUCCGUCUCUGAAGAAAAAGAAAAAGAACAUUAAAAAGAAAGGGAAACAGCAACAAAAGAUGCUCGAUUGGAGAGAACGGAAGAAAGAUGGCCUGAUAAGAAACAAGUGUGAGAGGAUUGUCAUCUUCAAGAGAUUAUUUGACCCCAAAGAAUUUGAAGAAGACCCCACCCUCAUCACUGAUAUCCGCUCUGACUUGAGGGAGGAGUGUGAAAAGUUUGGAAUUGUUAAAAAGAUCAUGGUCUUUGAUAGACAUCCUGAUGGAGUGGUGUCGAUGGCCUUCAAGGAUUUCGAGGCUGCAGACUUGUGUGUUACUAAGAUGAACAAUCGUUGGUAUGCAGGGAAGCAGCUGGAGGUGGCUCACUGGGACGGCCUCAUGGACUUUCAGGUGGAGGAGACGGACAAGGAGAGAGAGGAGAGGAUCUCUAACUGGGAGAAGUUCCUAGAGGUUGGGGAGGUCAAGGUGCAGGAAGUCAAGGUUGAAGAGACUUUCUAAUGUGAUCGAGUUGCCAUGGACACAGUGACUCCUCAAACUGUACAAUCUCAUGCACUGUGGAUGUAUCAUUAUAAUAGCAGCUGCUGAUUACAUUAAUUGGUGUGCGAGUCUUAUAUAAUUGAUCAUUCUUUUUACACAGUAUAAGUAGUAAUUAUAGAUCUAUGUCAAUUGUA
Molecule: messenger RNA, 1379 nt
Organism: Halichondria panicea
Lineage: Eukaryota; Metazoa; Porifera; Demospongiae; Suberitida; Halichondriidae
Product: 17S U2 SnRNP complex component HTATSF1-like
Exons: 13
Coding region: 25-1206 (393 amino acids)
Biological process (GO): mRNA splicing, via spliceosome
Cellular component (GO): U2-type spliceosomal complex; U2 snRNP
Molecular function (GO): RNA binding
Source: RefSeq, a predicted model, not a curated record